This is a messenger RNA of Plutella xylostella (diamondback moth), 2281 nucleotides long. RefSeq names its product nucleolar GTP-binding protein 1 (gene Non1). Lineage: Eukaryota; Metazoa; Arthropoda; Insecta; Lepidoptera; Plutellidae. Gene Ontology annotation, molecular function: GTP binding. The record is from RefSeq and is a predicted model, not a curated record.
UGAUUAGACAUUUGAUUUUGACAGUUCUUUUAAAUCGCACGUGUGUUUACGUGUGGUAUGAACUCAUGUCGAGUUCUUUAUUUUACGUGAAAACAAUAACAAUAUAAACCAAAAUGAGUUUGUACAACUUCAAAAAGAUAGCGGUGGUCCCCACAGCCAAGGACUUUAUAGAUAUUAUGCUAUCGAAGACCCAGCGGAAGACUCCGACGGUGGUCCACAAGCAUUACAAAAUCUCCAGGAUACGAGGGUUUUACAUCAGAAAAGUUAAAUUCACACAACAGAACUUCCACGACCGUCUCUCCCGCAUUAUUCAGGAGUUCCCGAAGCUGGAUGAUGUGCACCCAUUCUAUGCGGACCUCAUGAACGUGCUGUAUGACAAGGACCACUACAAGCUGGGUCUCGGCCAGCUCAACACCGCACGCCAUCUCAUUGACAAUGUCUCCAAAGACUAUGUCCGUCUGCUCAAGUACGGGGACUCGCUGUACCGCUGCAAGCAGCUGAAGCGAGCCGCGCUGGGACGCAUGGCCACCAUCAUGAAGAGACAGGCCGCUAACUUGGCCUAUCUGGAACAAGUCCGCCAGCACUUGGCCCGUCUCCCCUCCAUCGACCCGUACACGCGCACGCUCAUCAUCUGCGGCUUCCCCAACGUCGGCAAGAGCAGCUUCAUCAACAAGAUAACCCGCGCCGAUGUGGAAGUGCAGCCCUACGCGUUCACCACCAAGAGUCUGUACGUGGGACACACCGACUACAAGUACCUGCGCUGGCAGGUGAUAGACACGCCUGGAAUCCUGGAUCACCCGCUGGAGGAGCGCAACGUGAUCGAGAUGCAGGCGGUGACGGCGCUGGCCCACCUGCGUGCCGCCGUGCUGUACGUGCUGGACCCCAGCGAGCUGUGCGGACACACGCUGCAGGAGCAGAUAUCCCUAUUCGAGAGCAUCAAGCCCCUCUUCGCCAACAAACCUCUGCUGCUGGUGCUCAACAAGAUGGACGUGGUCAAGCCUGAAGACCUGCCCGAGGAGAAGAGGAUAUUACUGGAGCAACUUGAGGAGAAGUGCCGGACUGGGAAUGUUGUCAAUGCGGACUCGAACUCGGAACUAGUCUCCGUGCCAGUGAUGCGCAUGUCCACGGUUAGCGAGGAAGGCGUGCAGGAGGUGAAGAUAGAGGCCUGCGAGCGCCUGCUGGGCCACCGAGUCACGGAGAAGAUGAGGACUAAGAAGGUGGACGGCAUCCUCAACCGCCUGCACGUCUCCAUGCCCACGCCCAGAGACUCCCGCGCCCGCCCGCCCACCGCGCCGCCGCCCGGCGUCAAGAGACGAGAGAGGGUGGAACGGCAUAUUGAGUUGGAGCAGGGAGACGAUUAUGUGCUUGACCUCCAAAAGAACUACGUGGAGAUAGCCGAGGAGGAGCGGCACGACCCCAUCCCCGAGUUCUGGGAGGGACACAACAUCGCGGACUACAUCGACCCGGAGAUAUUCGAGAAACUAGCAGAACUGGAGAAGGAUGAAGAGCUCCGUGAAGAGGCGGGCAUGUACGCCGUGCCCAAGAUAGAGUUGGAUGAAACCAUGAAGGAGAUCCGGGAGCUGGCCAGGCAGAUCCGCAACAAGAAGGCGGUGCUCAAGGACGAGUCUCGCCUCACCAAGCAGUCCACCAAGCCGGUGAUGCCGCGGACCACGCGCGCGCGCGGCCGUGAGCGGUCUACUACUAGGUUGCGGGAUGAGAUGGAGAAAUUGGGCGUGGACAUGUCAGAGACCAAAGACGCCCACUUCACCCGGCGGCGGGCGCGCUCUCGCUCGGCAUCCGGCGUCGCCAACAAGCGAGCCAAGAUGGACGACGGGCGGGCGCGGUCUGUGAGCCGCCCCGCCAGGGACGAGCAAGGGGUUAAGGAUACUACUAUGGCGCGGCGAGCUAAGAACAUGGCGCACGUGGCCAUCGCGAAGAAGACCAAGAAGAUGGGUCUCAAGGGAGAGGCCGAUCGCUUCAUCGGCACCAAGAUGCCGAAGCAUCUGUUCGCCGGCAAGCGGGGCGUCGGCAAGACCGACCGGAGAUAGAGAGAGAGAGAGAGGUGUUGGGAGAUGACGGGAGAUAUGUGGAGGAAGAUAUCGUCGCUAUGCUGCGAAAAGCAAUUACGUAACUCGAAAUUUUUACUUAAAAGGACUUGUCAGAACGAUACUUCUCGUAUUUUUUAUAAAUCAUUUAUUGCAUUCUUAAGUUUUGCACAUGUGUAAAUACAUUUAAGUUCUUAGGCCCUGUCAUCUGUGAAAACAGUUUUAAAGGUCUUUUU